Molecule: messenger RNA, 2567 nt
Organism: Liolophura sinensis
Lineage: Eukaryota; Metazoa; Mollusca; Polyplacophora; Chitonida; Chitonidae
Product: monocarboxylate transporter 9-like
Exons: 7
Coding region: 115-1995 (626 amino acids)
Biological process (GO): monocarboxylic acid transport; transmembrane transport
Molecular function (GO): monocarboxylic acid transmembrane transporter activity
Source: RefSeq, a predicted model, not a curated record
CACCCACUGUUGCCAGAAGCAUACACGCUAAUAGAUGUGCGCAUGUUCAUUAGCUUGUCAGUUCACCUCUAUAAUAGGAAUCUCAAUAGGUGAGGAUAAGAUUGCCUGAGUGAAAUGUCCCCAAAUGAGGAGGGGGACUGUCCACACCAGGAGAAUGUGGAUGUACAGAAAAGGGAGCCGACGGGAGAUGACGGUCAGGAGGACCACGUAACAUGGGAAGACACAGAGGGCGAGCUGACGGGGCGUGAGGUGAACGAGGCCGUGGCCGGACCAGACAUUGACAAGGGCUGGGCCUGGAUGGUUUGUCUCUCCUGUUUCAUCGCCAACUUUAUCGUUGACGGCGUCAUCUUUUCUUUCGGAGUCCUCUUACUGAGCCUUUUGGAGUACUUUGAUGAGACCAGGUCUAAGACAGCCUGGGUAGGCUCCAGUUUGGUAGGCACGUGCAUGUUUAUGGGACCAGCGGUCAGCCUACUACUGGAGUUUUUCAGCUGUCGACAGGUGAUGAUUUUGGGCAGCCUCAUUUCAACAGCUGGGUUUUUCUUCAGCGUCUUUUCUCUAAACAUUGAGACGUUAAUCUUUACUUUCGGUGUACUCGGAGGUGCUGGAUUUGGUCUGACCUUCAUAACGGCUAUUCUAGCCGUCGGACUUCAUUUUAACACGAAAAGAGCGUUAGCAACGGGCAUAGCAACCAGUGGCUCGGGCUUAGGAACAUUUGCGAUUUCCUACUUGUCGGAACGAGUGGUAAUCUCAUACGGCUGGCAGGGAAGUGUGCUCAUUACAGCAGGGAUAGUGUGCAACCUUCUCGUGUGUGCAGCCUUAGUUCGUCCCCUUGUCAAAGAGCCCUCCAAUAUUUUCUCUAGAUGUACUUCAUAUUUUGUGAAAAAUGGACGCCAUAGGUCGACAACAUCAAUUCCGCCAGAAAAGGUUCCUCUCCACAGUGAAUCCUGUGAGGCACCCCCACCUGUGAUACGGGUGUCUGAGGGCCUCGAUAAUACUCCGCCUAAUAUACACGUACCUCGGACUAAAGUUCUCUCUAGUGUGGACAGACUCAUCGUUACCGACAAUCAGCUCAGGCUAUCUAGAAGUAUCGAACAAAUGACCUCUAAAUGUGAUACAAAGGUUCGGAGGUACCAGAGUGAUUUCCAUCUUCACAGCUUACAGGUUCAGGGAAAUAAUCCAAAAACAUUGCAGGAAAUCUUCGGACACCCUCUUCACAGGAAGGAUAUAUUUUACAGCGGCAGUCUGUACAACCUACCGGAAUAUCAAAGAGAUCCGAACAUGGUGUCCUUCCUGAUUAACAUGGCCAGUUUCAACUCAAGUCAGAAUCAAGCAUCACGUGAACAGUCCUUGGCUGAGAAAGAAUCGUCUAGACGAGGCUUGAUUCUGCAGGCUUAUAAAGACCUGAUAACUGACGGCCGCUUCCUUAUGCUGCUGGUCACCAUGGUGUGCUGGACAGGACAAGGCACAGCUGUGAUGUUUUUACCUGACCUGGCUGUCUCACGUGGGGUGUCGACCAUGCAAGCAGCUCUGCUAGUCUCCAUAGUCGGCGGUACAAACAUACUUGGCCGGCUGAUUGCUGGAUGGUUGGCAAAUCGCAAAAACAUCGACAGUGUCCUUAUAUACGCAUGCGCCUUGUUGUUGGAUGGCUUAUCUUCUGCUCUCAUGCCGUUUUGUUCCUCCUUCGCUCUGUUUGUGGUGUGUUCGUGUGUCUUCGGCUUGUGUAUGGGCGGAUGUGUGUCUUUAAGAACGAUAGUUCUCGCUGAUGUUCUGGGCAUUUCUAAGCUGACAAAGUCAUUUGGAAUCGUGGCAUUUGUUCAAGGCUUUGCAUUCAUUGUUGGCCCUCCAAUCUCAGGUGCUUUGUAUGACCACACCCAGUCUUAUCUACCCCCCUACCUGCUGACGGCGGCCGUGUACACUCUGGGAAUGCUCACCUGUGUCUGUAUACGAUCCGUCGAAAAGUGUCUGAAGAAGUCCAGAAGAAGAUGUAGCGAUUGAAUCUAGCACAAGAUGCAUAGAAAAGGCCAAAGAGCUCAUACUACACAAAUACCUUUAUGGAAUCUGUGGACAACAGAACUGCCAAAAUUCAGUAAAUGAAAAUAAAAAAGCUUAUCUCCGUCAGGAAAAGGUUCAGAUAACAUCUGUCAUGUCUAACAUCUUGAAGUAACAAGACUGACAAAGUUGUAGGCUGAAAACCUGUGACAUUCCUAUAGCACAAAGCAUAGAUGAAAAUGAUGGCUGUGUUAUUUCUGCAGUCAGGUUUUGAGCUGAGGCCUCAACAACAAAACACAGGCCAUAACUCUUGAUAGCAAGCGGAAGAUGCCCCUGAAGAAGUGCUUGAAGAAUUAUGAUAAAAAAUAAAAGACAACCUUCUAAUUUGCAGCAAAAAGUGUAUGUUGGUUUGAUUCCUGGAUAAUUAGAAAAGAAAUUGUUCAAUGCAAACGAAUUACGACGAAUUAUGACUUAAAAAUAUUUCAAAGCCUUGAUAGUUAGACAACAGACCGGUUCCAUGGGAAACAGACCAAGGUAGCAACAAAUGGAUAUAUACUUUUGGCAGAAAAUGCCGGAAG